This is a messenger RNA of Dentiscutata heterogama, 618 nucleotides long. The record is from the annotation of a GenBank genome assembly. NCBI's taxonomy places the organism in Eukaryota, Fungi, Glomeromycota, Glomeromycetes, Diversisporales, Gigasporaceae.
AUGGUUAUGGAAUUUGCAUCUUUAGGCAGUCUUUAUGAAUAUCUAAAAUCUAAUACCAACAUGACCUGGGAAACAAAGAUAAAAGCAUUACAUGAUAUUAGCAUGGGACUCAAUCAUCUACACGAUAGUAACUUGAUUCAUCAAGAUCUUCAUCCAGGGAAUCUUUUAUUUAGUAGUAAUGCUGGCGAAGACUUUUUAAAUAUUGCAGAUCUUGGAUUAUGCAGGCCAUCAAAUCAGGGGCUACGUCCAAGAAUUCCAUACAAUGUACCAAGAUUUAUCACUAAAUUGAUUAUGCAGUGUUGGGAUGCUCGCCCAGACAAAAGACCAACUUCUAAAGUAUUGUACCAAAAGAUAAAGGAAUGGUAUUACGAUAUUAGAAGAAAUAGAAAAUCCGAGUUUACCGCACAAAUUGAAAAUGCUGAAAAAACGUCCGAACAUUCGUCUACAUACGAUGCAUUGGCAGAACCUCAUUAUAAAUCACAUCCUAAUGCAAUAUACAGUAGUAGACUUCUCAAUUUUACUAAUCUUUCACCACCUGUGAAUGAUUCAAGUUUCGAUGAACAACUUGAAAAACUAUUAGAAGACGAAAAUGAUAGCGAAUUCGUCAUUCGAUUCUAA